GAGUUGGAGAGUGGAGGGGAAGUAUCUACAUACAAUGCGGCAUCUCCAGGUACCUACGGGUACCCGUGCCAGCUACCCAGGCCAGGUUACAGGUACCGGUACCGGUACCUAGCUGGAGGUCUGAAGUAACUAGUUCCAACUUCCAAAUCAGGCCUUGCUGACUCAUCACCCACGACGAUCACCUACUACCUAGUUAAUUACCUAAUUAACUAGCUGGUUGGGUGGGUAGUUGGAUCAUUACAGACUGACAAAAUCACUACAAUAUUACUCUUAAGCCUUAACCCUCGCCCGCAGUCGAGAGAAUCCACACUACUUCCUCUUAUCGACUCUCUAACCGGAUCGAACUUUGUAUCGAUCAAUACGCUUUUCAAGCCGAGUCCGACCCUUGAACCCUAUCUGACAGUAUACAUUCUAUCAAAAUCACACCCCUCCAUUCAAUGAGUGAGCGAUGGCGGGUCAAUUAGACAAGCAACAUAUCUUCGACAAAUAUGUCCUUCCAGAACUUGCCAAGUACGCAUACCCGGAUUCACGGUUUGGUCAUGAUUACCGCAGCUUUGUGCCGGACUUCCGCGAUUCUUCGUUAGCCAUUGACCAUGUGGUCAAGUUGCCGCAGUACCAAUCGGCGAAAACCAUCCUUAUAACCCCAGACAACAGUCUCGAAAAACUCCGUUUCCGUGCACUACAAGACGGAAAACAGAUCGUAGUAGCCACAUAUGGCCUACGCAGAGGCUUCGUAUUGCUGAAUCCUAGGAAAAUAACCGAAGACAAUUUCGAGGCCGCUAGCUGGCUGGACGGUAUGGAAAAGCCAGGAAUCGGGCGCCUUCUUAGUCUCGUCCAGAUCCAAGAGGAAGGAAUCCUGAUAGACCUGUUUAUCACAGGUGCUUCGGCUAUUGGAGACGAUGGCAUAAUAAUGCGCCAAAGCCCGCAUAAUGUCGAUAUCCAGUGGUUGAUCGCACGGGAACGCGGAUUCAUUAGUCCCAAGGCGCAGGCUGUCUGUGUCGUUCAUGCUUGUCAAGUGAUCCACAAGAAUGCUAUAAAGACCGACUUCGCUGCUGAGAGCAUCGUUCAGUAUGAUUUCAUCGUUACUCCGCAGAAGGUUCUAGACUUCCCGGAUGCUCCAAAGUUCGACAAAGAGGCUAGCGAAAAGAGAAUCGAUUCUCUAAACUCUGAUGCGCUUCAUGGGAUACCGCCGUUACAAGAGCUUGCGGGCAUCAGAGCAAUGGAAAAAAUCAUGCGGAAAUCAGGGUUCGGACUGAAGGAAGAAUCACAGGUGUCUUCCCCGUCCGCAGAAGAGCGAAUGGCCAUAGACAUGGUCGAACGGCUAAUGAGGGGUUAUAAGGCUUGAAGGUUGCACUGGAGACCGGUAGAAAGAUUCAUUUCACAAGCAAGGAAGGUUUCGACCUGCCACCUUGAACAAGGAAGCAAUCGUUUCGACCUCAUCAAGGCUAUCACUUGGCAUUGGCUAUGGAAUCUUUCAAGAGAGUCUUUUUUUUCCUACCAGCCUACGGUGGACGGGAGCACAGGAAAGUGCCAGACAAUGCAUCUCGCC
This is a messenger RNA of Aaosphaeria arxii CBS 175.79, 1549 nucleotides long. RefSeq lists its product as uncharacterized. NCBI's taxonomy places the organism in Eukaryota, Fungi, Ascomycota, Dothideomycetes, Pleosporales. The coding region runs from base 449 to 1345 and encodes 298 amino acids. Gene Ontology annotation, cellular component: cytoplasm. The transcript has a single exon. The record is from RefSeq and is a predicted model, not a curated record.